GACGGCGGCGGGAGCAUGGCGGAGCCGCUGAGGAAGCGGGGUCGGCGGCCCCGGGGCGGCGCCGCGGGGCGCGGGGCGCGGGGGUCGCGCGGCGGCCGGGGCCGGCGUCCUCGCGUCCAGGGCGCCCCGGCGCGGCGCGCCCUGGACUCGGUGCUGGUGGAUUUGGUGAGCGACAGCGACGAGGAUGUCCUGGAGGUGCCCGCGGAGCGCGGCGCCGCCGGCCCGGCCGAGAUCCCGCCGCCCGCGCCCCCCGCGGCCCCCGCGGCCCCCGCGCCCCCCGCGGCCCCCGCGCCCCCCGCGCCCCGCGACGACAGCGACACUGACAGCGACGGGGCGGGCGCGGGGGGCGCCCCGCGGGCGCUGGUGCGGCGGCGGCGGCGGCGGCUGCUGGAUCCCGGGGAGGCCCCGGUGGUUCCCGUGUACUCGGCCAAGGUGAAAAACAGCCUCCACCUCAUCCCCGACCACCUGUCCCUCUUGAAACUCUGCCCCCCAGAGGCUGAGGAAGAAGACACUGAUAUAGCCAACUCGAGUAGUCCCCGCUCUGUGGAGUCUCCAGUGCCAGAGUCUCCCUGGAAGAAGAAGCUGCGGCAAGAGGAUGAAGAUGAGAAGGAUGCGAUGUUUCUGAUUCCAGAGACCUCACCUUUGACCUCGUCUCUGCCAAGGACCAAAAACAGAAAACAUACUCAGGCGCUGCAGAAGUUAAGGGAGGUGAACAGGCGCCUCGAGGAUCUACGCUCCUGCCUGAGCCCCAAGCAGCGCCGGGGCCAGGACCUCUUGAACGAAGAGGAUGAGGUCAUCUUGGUGGAGGGGCCCACCCUCCCGGAGAACCCCCGGCUCUUCCCGCUCAAAGUCCGCUGCCGGGCUGACCUCAUCAGGUUGCCCGUCAGAAUGUCGGAGCCCUUGCAGAGCGUGGUGGAUCACAUGGCCGCCCGGCUCGGCGUGUCCCCAAGCAGGAUCCUCUUGCUCUUCGGAGAGACAGAGCUGUCCCCUUCUGCUACCCCCAGGAGCCUGAAGCUUGGGGUGGCCGACAUCCUUGACUGUGUGGUCCUGGCAAGUCCUCCGGAGACCUCGGACUCAUCCCAGCUGCUGCAGCUGCGGGUGCAGGGCAAGGAGAAGCACCAGACGCUGGAAGUCUCGCUGUCCUCCGACUCUCCUCUCAGGACCCUCAUGUGCCGCUACGAGGAGGCCAUGGGCCUCUCGGGCCACAAGCUCUCGUUCUUCUUCGACGGGACGAAGCUUUCAGGCAAGGAGCUGCCAGCUGACCUGGGCAUGGAAUCCGGGGACCUCAUUGAGGUGUGGGGCUGAAACCCCACUCGCUGUUGGCAAGCCCGGCCGGGAUCUGGGGAGAACAGCUGCCCCUCUCUCACUGCAGAAGGGCUGAGGGGAGCUUAGGGGGAGUUAACCUGAAAGCAGAAAUGGACUUGAGGCAUGAUCUUUGACCUUGGUUUUCAGCCCAGUCACCUGGUUGGUUUGUGGCCAGUGAUGUUGCCUUGUGUGAACUGUGUCCCCGUCUCCAGGGUGCUGCGCUUGUAGCGGCCCGAGCCAUAGAGAACGAUUCCCUUCCCUUCUCGCUCUGCUACCCUCCCCUCCACCCCCCAUUGAUGACUGGGACACCGUUCAGCUCUAGAGUGAUUUGGACAAGGUUCCAGUCUUGGGAUGGAUGCCCACGUCUGGGGCUAGCAGUGGCCUUUGUGUCACUGGGGUGAGUUUGCUUAAGCUGCCUGCGUGGUGUGGUGCCCUGCUGGCGAGAGCACCGUCACCGAAGCUCAGCACUGCAGCUGGGGCCCAGGUGGGCACGGGGCAUUGUUCCGCAGGACCCGCUCCUGAGGGUUCUCACUGGGUCCCAGAGCCUCUGUGCUCAGCCUGUUCAGUCUGGAUCUCAAGACUGUCACCUGCAGAGGUCCUGGCUGGAUAUUUUUCUCUCUUUUUCACAUCUUCCUUCCCCUCAGGCCGGCUCUUUGGCGUUCACACCAAUGUACCCAUGUGAGGUGGCGUGGGCGUGAAUAGUCCUUCGGCGGCGGCUCUGUUCUGUUCAUGGCACUGGGUUUUUCACUCCCCCUCCCUUUGUGUUGCUUCAUCUCCGUCUCUCGUGCUGCUUGAACUGCCCUGUGGCGCUUGUUCCACUGCUCGAUGGCGGGCCCCGGUGACUCCAGCGCCCCCAGCCACUGCACGAGGCCACCGAGAGCCUGCUGUCGCGUGUCCUCGCCCAUGUCUGUGUGGGAAGGACCCAGGAUGGGACGCCGGGCCAGCAUGGUUCCUCCCAGCUGAGGCCUCCCCGCUGCUGCUUCUUGUCCACUCUGUUUUUUCCUUCUUGACCAGUGCUUGGAGGACCAUGCAGUGCCCCAGGGGACCAUAUUUGUGCUGCUGGGGAAUCAAAUUUGGGCUCCCACAUGCAAAGCCCGUGUUCCAGCCCUUCGGCCAUCUCCCCGCUUCUUUGCCCACUGUCUGUCUGAUGGGUGUAAACUGGAGCCUUGUAAUGUGCAUGCAGUGGGUCACCAGUAACUGGGUGAGAUUUCUUCGAAUCUCCAUCAGCCUCCCCAAUUUCCCUUUCUGCUCCUUCAUAUUUGUUUCCUGCUGGGGGGCUUCCGUCCUUGUAUUUGUCCUCGGAGUGAUCCUCUGUCCUGGGAACCUGCUGUGUGAAUAGGGGUGUCUUUCACUGAACAGGAACUCUUCAUAUCUUUUGUGUAGAUGUAUGAACUAUUUUGUUAUUUGUUGCUUUUGGAUUUCUUAUUUAAAAUGAGCUGCUUUACUGUUCUUCCUGUUUAUAUUUCCUUUCCUGCUUAGACCACGAACAGGACUCAGGCAAAACAGUGUCUGCGGGGGCGUGCUUUGCCUGGCCUCUGUUCUGUGUGGUCUAACGUUUGUUCCCUAGUUGAAGCCAGGCUUUACUGGCUGUUAAAUAUAGAAGUGAAUAAAAAUUUAAACUAUUUAAAUCAAAAUUCACUUUUGUAUCUGAAAUACAGGUCUGGUCAUAAACAUAGAUUUUACGAAUAAGGAGCCAGUUCUUUUACCAUUCUCUACUAAUAAAGCCAUUAAUUUUU
This is a messenger RNA of Sorex fumeus (smoky shrew), 3041 nucleotides long. It is a transcript of the gene NFATC2IP, whose product is annotated as nuclear factor of activated T cells 2 interacting protein. Gene Ontology annotation, biological process: positive regulation of transcription by RNA polymerase II; cytokine production. NCBI's taxonomy places the organism in Eukaryota, Metazoa, Chordata, Mammalia, Eulipotyphla, Soricidae. Gene Ontology annotation, molecular function: protein binding. The record is from RefSeq and is a predicted model, not a curated record.